This is a messenger RNA of Medioppia subpectinata, 762 nucleotides long. The record is from the annotation of a GenBank genome assembly. NCBI's taxonomy places the organism in Eukaryota, Metazoa, Arthropoda, Arachnida, Sarcoptiformes, Oppiidae.
AUGUGCGUGACAUUUAGGAAACGAUUAGAAACUACUAGACUAUACACCAAAUCUCUUAAUAGUAUUGACACCAAUUGGGAGACAAUGGGGAUCGACGUGGAAAGAGUGGCCACUAAAGUCCUCGACGAGGGCCUGUUGUGUGGCAUAUGCAGUGACAUACUGGAGGACCCGCUCAUGAUUGAUGUCUGCGAACACUCCUUUUGCAGACAUUGUAUCUGCAGAUGGUAUAAGACUAGCAAAACAUGUCCGACGGAUAGGAAAUCAUUCACUGAAGACAAAUUGGUUAAAAUACCCCGAUUUAUGAAUAACCAUUUAAAUGAAUUGAAACUGAAAUGCGUUCAUUACAAGAAUGGCUGCAAAGUGGUCGCAACUCUGGAGACCAUUGAUAACCACCAAAAGGAUUGCACUUUCGAUCCGACUGAACGACGAGUGGCCGUUAGGACCGAAAGCCCGCUCAGAGACCUGUCAUUCCUUAUAAGAUCUGGAUAUCGAUACCGAUUCCACCAUAAAUUGCUGAUGACUUCGAUGACGGGUGAGGUUAAGAAGAAUGCCAUCCGACUGGUGAAAGAGGCGCUGUAUUGUUGCGGUCGCGUUGACUUCACGGCAAUCGCCGUCUUUAUAAAGACUUAUUUGGAGCCCAAAAACGCUCGGUUCUGGCACUGUAUCGUCGGAACCGACUUCGACUGCUUUGUCACCGCUUCCUAUUGCUAUUUGUCGGUCCAAUUCGACGGCAUCUCUAUUAUGGCGUUCAAAACUUUGUAA